AUGGAUAACGAUACUAUUGAAAGAAGAGUAUAUCUCAGUUCCGAAAGUCAUUUCGCCCUUUUCAAGCAUGAUUUAGAUAUCCACAAAUCAUACAAGGAGCAAAUCAAGACCGCUCAUGAGCGAAUUCAAUAUCUGGAAUCAGAAUUUCGAGGCCAGGAGUCGCGUCUUCGCGAUCAUGACUCGCUACACAAGCGCUUGUAUGAAAGUGAGAAAAUUCGAACACUCGAGACAUCCGCGAGGAUUCGUCUACAGCGCCACCUCAGAGUCGAGCAAACAAACUCUUCGGAACUUUCUGAAAGAGCGAAAACCCUACAGGAACAGUUGGUGAAGAUGGAAGGGGAAUUUACGAGUUUGCAAGCCCGGUUUUUAGAUGCUACAUUUGCCAUAGCAACAUGCAAUCAAAUGCUGCAAAAUGAGACCAAUGAGCUGCAGCAUCAAGUUAUGUAUGACAAGGAAGAGAUAUUACACAAUCAACGCAUUAUCCGUUCUUUGGCUACUAAGAUAGCGCUAUAUGAUAGUGAUGCUGAACGAGAUAUUAACUUUCUAUAA
Botrytis porri is the source of this 549-nucleotide messenger RNA. RefSeq lists its product as uncharacterized. The transcript has 3 exons. The record is from RefSeq and is a predicted model, not a curated record. Bases 1 to 549 code for a protein of 182 amino acids. Lineage: Eukaryota; Fungi; Ascomycota; Leotiomycetes; Helotiales; Sclerotiniaceae.